Messenger RNA from Oncorhynchus masou masou (cherry salmon), 2836 nucleotides. RefSeq lists its product as uncharacterized. The transcript is spliced from 3 exons. NCBI's taxonomy places the organism in Eukaryota, Metazoa, Chordata, Actinopteri, Salmoniformes, Salmonidae. Bases 1024 to 2343 code for a protein of 439 amino acids. The record is from RefSeq and is a predicted model, not a curated record.
AUCGAGUGUAGGAAGGAAGAGGAAGAAGAAGAGGAAGGAGAGAGUGAGGGAAGUGGUGAAGAGAGAGAGCAGGGAGAGCGAGUACAGACUGUCAAGGUGGAAGAGAGAGAGCAGGGAGAGCGAGUACAGACUGUCGAGGUGGAAGAGAGAGAGCAGGGAGAGCGAGUACAGACUGUCGAGGUGGAAGAGAGAGAGCAGGGAGAGCGAGUACAGACUGUCGAGGUGGAAGAGAGAGAGCAGGGAGAGAGAGUACAGACUGCCGAGGUGGAAGAGAGAGAGCAGGGAGAGAGAGUACAGACUGUCGAGGUGGAAGAGAGAGAGCAGGGAGAGAGAGUACAGACUAUCGAGGUGGAAGAGAGAGAGCAGGGAGAGAGAGUACAGACUAUCGAGGUGGAAGAGAGAGAGCAGAGAGAGCGAGUACAGACUGUCGAGGUGGAAGAGAGAGAGCAGGGAGAGAGAGUACAGACUGCCGAGGUGGAAGAGAGAGAGCAGGGAGAGAGAGUACAGACUGUCGAGGUGGAAGAGAGAGAGCAGGGAGAGAGAGUACAGACUAUCGAGGUGGAAGAGAGAGAGCAGGGAGAGAGAGUACAGACUGUGGAGGUGGAAGAGAGAGAGCAGGGAGAGAGAGUACAGACUGUCGAGGUGGAAGAGAGAGAACAGGGAGAGAGAGUACAGACUGUCGAGGUGGAAGAGAGAGAGCAGGGAGAGAGAGUACAGACUGUCGAGGUGGAAGAGAGAGAGCAGGGAGAGAGAGUACAGACUGUCGAGGUGGAAGAGAGAGAGCAGGGAGAGAGAGUACAAACUGUCGAGGUGGAAGAGAGAGAGCAGGGAGAGAGAGUACAGACUGUCGAGGUGGAAGAGAGAGAGCAGGGAGAGAGAGUACAGACUGUCGAGGUGGAAGAGGGGGCAGCGGUAAGUGAGCAAGACACAGAGAUUCCAGAGAAAGAACAUAUUGAAACAGUGGCAGGAGAGAAAGCGGAGGAGGUCCAGUCUCGUCCUUCUGCCCAGCUCAGUGUCCAACCUAUGGUCAGGAUUGAGAUGGAAUGCAGUGACGAUGACCAGAGUGACAGCGGGGUGUCCACUGACUUCUCCCCUGUCAGCACACACGAGAUCCACACGACCACAGCCCCCAUCAUAGACAACAAGGCUCCCCCACCCCAGAAAGAGACUCCCAUCGAGAGGGAGAUCCGGCGAUCUGCUGAAAGGGAGCAGAGCCUGCCACGGUCCAGGUGCAUGUCAAAUACCCAGGAAGGUCAGGAGGUGGUCGACAUCUCCCUGAUGAAGACUCCCCUACUGGCUAAGACACUGUCCUCUAAGGCAGGGCCGGGGCAGGGCGCUGACUGGCAGUUCUCAGAGAAGAAGAUGCAGAAGGAGAUCAGCCAGGAGAUCCAGAGGGAGCUUGUCCUGGUGAACAUGGGGAAGAUCCCUGGAGUCUAUAGCAAGGGAACAGUACGCCAGAUGAGGGAGAGGAAGCUGCUGUUUGAAGCCUUCCAACAAGGCAAUGCAGAAAGACCCACCAGGCACAGGAGACCCCUCACCACAGCAGGUCUGGGGAUGAGAGGUCAUGUCUACCCCUCUGUGCUGGAGAGGACGCGUAGCAUGGAGCUUAUCUCUUUCAAAGGCUACCCUCUCUCAAGAGCCCACUCCCACCAGCUGUUUGACUUAAAGGCCCAAAAGGAGGCUAGCUCAGGCCAAAACCCAAGUGCAGAGAACCAACCUGCCGCUAAAGGAGCAGCAAGGAAGGUGGUUAUUCUGGCAAGUGACGACACAAUCAUAGCCCACUAUCCAAACCGAGACAUAGGAGCCCAGCGCCUCUACAGAAGCCUAGACUGCCUAAGUAUAGGGGGCACUGUCUCUACAGAGGAGGAGCACACGGAUGAGGUGAGGGGAGAACAGCCAAGGAAUGAGGACGAGGGCUCUGACAUCCUUAGGGAGAACCCCUUCUUUAAGCUGCGUCCCUCCCUGGCCAUGAAGCCGGAGGUGGAGAAGGACAUCCGGGAAGCCAGGGAGAGGGAGGAGGAGCUGCGCAGGCAGAGGUGUAGUCUGUACGGAGAGGCAGGAGUCAGUGGGGGCAGGCCAGACGGCACAGAGGACCCCAGCCCAGAGUCACCUACCACACGCAUUCCCUCAUCCACCUCCUCUUUCACAGCAUCAGUUGAUGGCCGACAAUCCAAGGGGAAGUUGGAUCGGACCUGGCCUCCUCCCAAUCCUAAGAGUGCUAGGGAGAACCUUGGACAAACACAGGAGCCCAAGGUUUACAAGGCAGGCAGCCAGAAAACUCCUCUGUGGCAGCGUUGGGAGGCAGGUAUGGUGAACGGGCCACUGCCACGGGAACAGGACUGAUACUGGAGGUCACCAAUACCAGGACUUCUAUAAGAUUAGCGUUUCAAAUGUAUCACUAAGGAACUGGGAUGGUAGAACUGCAUAAUUCACUACGAUGGCAGAAACCAGAAUUAGUAUUAGCUUGAACAUUCCAUGCGUUGUAAGACUAGCAUCUGUUUUGUAUAUGACGUUACAAUUUCAUGACAAAUAUUCACAAUGUAUAAAAAGACGUCCUCUCUCAUUUAACUGCUCUGCUUGUAAAGGUUUAACUCCUGUUCAGUGUUCGAUCAAAAUGACAAAUGUCAUCCAUAAUACAGAGAAAUGUCAUUAUCAAGAAUUGCAUAAAUGUGAAGGUAAUCAAAACUACUAUAAAUGUUUCAGUAAACGCACAAAUGCCGCAAUCAAUAUCUCAGUUUUGUCCCAUCAGGCUCUGCUUAUCAGUAUUGUACAGUUUGUUAAUACAAUCCAGUGAGGAGAAAUUAAGUGCAUACAUUAAAUAUCCUUUUCAAAUCAA